Messenger RNA from Acanthoscelides obtectus, 2371 nucleotides. NCBI's taxonomy places the organism in Eukaryota, Metazoa, Arthropoda, Insecta, Coleoptera, Chrysomelidae. The record is from the annotation of a GenBank genome assembly.
AGACCUAACCAGCGGAAGAUGAAGAACCAUCGCAAUUUUCUCCAUCGACGUGAGAAUAUGAGGUAGAUGGAGAGUUGUCGUGAUGAUAUCUCUAUUUUUCUCCAUACCGCUCACUUUAGUCUCUGUCAUUGGUCUCCUUCUCAACGGAUACAUCCUCACAGUAGUAUUACUCACUAGACAGGUUAGAACCGCGAACAACAUCCUUCUGUUUCACUUAGGAUCAGUAGACAUCCUACUGGGCAUCCUGGCUCUAAUUUUCUCCAUCCCAGGCUUCAAAGGCGCCGAAUGGUCAACAGCCGGAGCGCCCUGUAUCAUCCAUGGCUUCCUGUUCACUCUCCUACAUCCUCUAGCUCUGUGGACCAUCUGUGGGCUGAACUGCGACCGGUAUUACGUCAUAGCUGCUCCCUUGCAUUACAGCCAUAUCGUCAGUCCUAAGAAGGUUGUUGUGGGACUAGGCGCGGGCUGGGUGAUCUCGUUCUUGCUGUGCAUUCCACCACUGUUUACCGUGGCUCCUUAUACGUACAACCCAGGAAUCGGAGCUUGUGGACCGAGUUUCUCCACGGGCGCAGGAACCCUGUGGUAUACCACUCUUUACACUGCCUUUACCCUCCUUCUUCCAGCCACUGUCAUCAUCUGCUGCAAUUUUAAGAUCCUCAUGAUAGCUCGGUACCAUCGGCACAGGAUAGCAUCUGCGAUCUACGAAGUGACGCUGUCAGCACAGGUGACCAUCACCCACCAACGAAACCCAUUCUUCGUACCGACUGUGACGGCGCCCAGUUCUGGGGGACCCAAAUUCAAGAGUCGCAGCGCCAUCUAUACUGUGUUCCAGCUCGUUGCUUCUUUCCUUAUACUCUACGUACCUUAUUAUACUACCAUUAUGUGGGAUGCGACGUUAGGCGCUCUCAACAACAGAAAAGAUCAGGUAACGCUGUACGCCAUCGCCUCAAGUCUUCUAGUGUCAUCAGUACCUGUAAAUGCCUUUCUGUACGGUGUCAGAAGCAAAAUCCUCAAAAAGACAUUAAAGAAUUAUUGGCGGAAAAAACAGACGAAAAGCGAGGUGAACCAGGAAAUUCAGGCCAGGACACCUUCGACUUGUGGAAGUAGAAGACCGUCGUUAACACCAUUGGGGUUUUUAACCAAGCCUUCCAUCCAGAGAAGGUUAUCCGAAACGUUAAUAGAUGUGAACAGAGCCCUGAAGAGCCCUAGCAAAGGAAACAAAAUAAAAAGAAUAGCAUCCGAGGCUACGUGGAGACCGCCUUCUUCGAGCAGUUUGAACAUGUCGCCUAAAGAAGAAUAUGACAGACGUCUCGUCCAAACUACUAGCUGCAACACACUGCAGGUGCCAAGCAAUGAGACUGAAGUUUCGACAGUCACCGAAGAAGAAAUCUACAUAAAACUGAAAGAGAAGAGCAGUCCCACCAAGUACUAUUCUGCGAACGCGAUCAUUCAAAAAUUCCUAGGGUUGGAGCACCAAGAUAAAGGAGUUAAAAAAGCAACGACAGUAUUGAGAAACGUCUCGGAGGCAGUGUCACCGAAGAUACUCAUAACUAGGGCAAUGUCAGAGGAGAGCGAUAGAACGUCGCCGAUAAAGAAGAAUCUGCUCAGGCAAAAUCAAAGUUUGAUGGAGAAGUGGAAACAGUUGCAGCCUAAAGACACUGAAGUACCAGGUCAAGACAACACAACGAACAUAUCGACCAGCAACCGUUCAAGCGACUCCUCGGACCUUUCGGAAGGCUCCAGCAGCAGGCAGUACCGGAGGAACUCGGCGGACGUUGAGAGCGAAGUUUCCGAGGACCAACUCCUGUUGUGGGACUCCCAGAAGAAAUACUCGAGAAACGAGGAUGUCCGAAAAUCGAAGUCGCUGCUGCUCAGACAGACGAUUGUCGUACAUUCUCCCGAAAUAGUACUGUAGGUCGUACCCUUUAGAUGCUUAUUUCGAUGUGAUGCGCUAUGUGAUAUGCACAAAUUGAAUGAUAGAUAUGUGUCGGGUCGGAUAUCAAGGUAAUGAGGAAUGGUACAUCAUACAAAGCAAUUUCAUUAGACGUUACAAAAGUUCAAGCAGUCAUUCACUCAACAGUUUGUUUUGAUUUUCAAAAUGCCGCUGAUUUCAAAAUUACAUGGGGCGAUAAACAUCCCAGUGGACAUGGUGACGAUAUAAGGUAUUCAUUUUUAGGUCACUACUGACGUACGCCGACCAACAAAACUGACGUGUAAAUGACGUCAUGAUGACGGACUAGCGUCACACCCAAUCAAUUGAUGUCAGUAUAUGACGUCAUACGAGUAGUAUGUCUUAUAAAAUACCAAAUUCAAAGUCGAUAUCACGUGUAUCUGAGGUCGAUAUGACGUCGAUGUGGGGCCGAUCAAGUAUUAC